This is a messenger RNA of Thermochaetoides thermophila DSM 1495, 306 nucleotides long. RefSeq lists its product as uncharacterized. The coding region runs from base 1 to 306 and encodes 101 amino acids. Gene Ontology annotation, molecular function: heme binding. The transcript has 2 exons. The record is from RefSeq and is a predicted model, not a curated record. Gene Ontology annotation, cellular component: intracellular membrane-bounded organelle; membrane. NCBI's taxonomy places the organism in Eukaryota, Fungi, Ascomycota, Sordariomycetes, Sordariales, Chaetomiaceae.
AUGAACGAUACGAUCAACAUAGCAGAAUCAUCGGCCGCAACACCUACUUACACACUGGCCGAUGUUCAGAAACGCAACAAAGCAUAUGGCGUCUGGGUGAUCACUCAUGGUUUAGUUUAUGAUGUGAUCAAGUAUUUUGAUGACCAUCCGGGAGAUGCUGCCGUCCUCCACGAAGUGGCUGGCAUUGAUGCGACUGAAGCGUUCAAGGAAGUCAGUCAUUCCAUCGAGGCAAACGAUGAGCUCAAGAUGCUCUAUACUGGUGACCUUGCCAGCGAGGACCGCGCUGCCUCCAUCAAAGUCUUUUGA